AUGGAAUAAUCAUUAUUUAAGAAAUAGCUUCCAACAACAUUAAAGAAAACUUUGCAAUUCUUAAUUUUAUCAUUGGGAUUAUCUGUAUUUGUAUGUUUAUUGGAAGGGAUAAUAUUUACGAACUUUACAUCUGAAAUUAGUAUUAUAUAUUCAUAAUUAAGGUCAUGAAUGUGAUAUAAUACCAGCAACAAUUAUACAAACAAUUUCUUGUUAUUUAGCUUUAAUAACACUUUUGCUAUUUAUUAUUUCAAUAUUUAGAAUGUCUAAAUCUUACAUUCUGAUUGCUAUGGUUUUAAGCAUUCUUUUUAAAUUUAUAUCAUUUAUUAUGAUGAAAACAAUGGUAAAUUAGAUAUGGGGAGAGUGCUAUUUUUCAAGACUUUAAAUUACAAGCUUUUUCCUUAGUGAUGCAUUUUGGAUAAUACUUUUGUUAUUUUAUUAUAACACUCUUUCAAAUUUAUAUAAAAAAUUCCCUGAAAUCUUUUACUCAAGAUUAAACAUAAAUUUAGUAUGGUAAAGUUGA
Molecule: messenger RNA, 520 nt
Organism: Paramecium pentaurelia
Lineage: Eukaryota; Ciliophora; Oligohymenophorea; Peniculida; Parameciidae
Source: the annotation of a GenBank genome assembly